GCACGGCUCCUUCUUCGGUUGCGUCUCCUCUGUCGGUCCCCGCUGCGCUCCCUCGGCGCUGGGCCGACCCAACUCUGCUUAUCGCCCGCGUGGCUUUCUGGAAGCCCGCCCUGCACCUCGGCUUCUCCGGUGUCCUUGCGUGCCCCUUUGUCCUCCUCGACUUUCGCGCAUUUGCUGCCACCCGUGUUGCGCCUGCCCUCGGCUUGCGCUUCUGGUCAGUUCUCCGGGUCCCGGCUGCAACCCGUCUCCCCGGCUUCUGUGCAUUUCCCUGCCGUCCCUGCUCCUGCUGCCAAAGCCACCGCUGCCUUCUCCACCGCGGGUCGCGUUCAGCUUGCCAUGAGUGCUCUGUCCGCGCGCUGGAUUGCCAUUUUGAUUGCGCUGGCUUCUGCAUCCGCACUGUUUGUCGACUGCCAGGCCUCCUCCAACCCGGAGGCUCACAUGUCCCGUGCCAUUGCGAAGUUUGCGCCCUCCAAUCUGGAGCGCUACUUUGAACAGUGGUCCUCUUGGUCCCGUCAUUGUGAGCAUGCGGGGUUCCACCCGACGUCCCCGCCCCCUGGUUUUCUUCCCGACUGGAUCGCUUCUCGUGCUAGCGCCCAGGGCUUGGCGACCGCCCCUUUGAAAGCCCUGGCUUGGAUGUGCAAAACGGCUGGCCUGCCUUCCUUGCGUGACUCUCUGUCCUCUCCAUUGUGCCGGGACUUCGCUGUUGCCUCCGCCCCGUCUGAGCACCGUGAGAGCCUGCCGCUCAGCCUGUCCUUUGUCGUGUGUUUGGAGCAGUCCGUGUUGGAUCCGAAUACUUCGCCUGCGCAAGUUCUCCGCCUUGGCUUUGUGCUUGUCUGCGUUUGGGCUUCUCUGCGCUGGGGUGACUCUAUUUGGGUCCCCCCCGCCCGACUGCAAUAUCAGCUGUCUGUGCAGGCCUUGGUUGGUGUUUCCGUCCGCACCAAAACCACAAAACGAGGUAUGCCGUGGGGGCUUUUGGUGCAUGGUUUCCUGGGCUCUUCUGCUUCUUCGUGGGCGCUCCGCUUCCUCUCGUGCCUGCGCCAGGCAGUGUCUGACACACUGGCUUUGCAGCCUACUCGCACUUUGGAUUUUUUGCCAGCCGUCCUGUCCGGCACCGAGAGCCGCCCGCUCAUCUCUCAGCCCUGGGACCGUGAUAGCUUCGUUCCCUGGCUUCGUGACUUGCUCAGCCAACACUGGUCUUUGCACUCUCGUGAACCUCUCCCCUCCGUGUUUUCCUUGGUGGCUGCACAGUCUCUCAAAGCCACGAUGCUCAGUUGGGCCCGUCAGCUCUCCAUUGAGUCCGAUGCUCGUCGCAUCCAGGGGCAUCAUCGACUUUCCGGGGCCGACCGCUCCGUGGCCCUCUACUCUCGUGAUGAUAUCAUCCCUAUGGUCCGCUUGCAGGCUCGUGUGGUCGCGGCUUUCCGCAAUGGCUUUCGUCCGCUGCAGCCUGUUGGCCGUGGUCUGGAGGCCCCCGUGGCAGACUUCCCGGUGGCCCUCCCCUCGGGUACUCUUCCUUCCUUGGACUCGGCUGCUUUGCCGCCUGACUGCCUCCCCGGUUCCCCGGUCUGGCUGCCCGUCUCAAUCCCUCCUGUGCCGGCAGAUCCUCCCCCUCCCCUCCCGACAAUCCCGGUGGCCCCCGGGCCUCCUGCUGACGAGGAUCUCGUCUCACUGUCGUCGGAGGACUCCGAAGCUCCGCCCGCAGAACAGGACGACGUUGACGACUGGGAGGCCGACUUGGUCGAAAAAGCGGCCAUCAAGGCUGCAUCCUCCGCCCCCUGGCUCAUGCAUAAUCCGCGCAGUAACGUGGUGCAUUUUGCUCAGACUUGUGCUCCGGAUGCCCUCCGUUCCAUUCAUAUGCUUCGUCAGGACGGUUCCGCCGUGCACGUCCGACCCGCCUGUGGGGCGCAGACCCGCCAGAUGGCUUUCGCAGCUCGAUUGACUCAGCUCCGCGAGCCAGUCAAAAGAGGUUCUGCUGCUACAGUCUUGCCCCCCUCUCCCAUCCUCAUGGCGUUCGAGGGCAACGCGUCGGGCUCCGGUGGCUUCGACCCACCCGGCCGCUACUUUGCGCGGCGCGCCUCAGCAGCAUCCGAACGAGGCAGCCAAGCCCCAGUGGCUUCGUCUCCAGUGGCCCCCGGCCUUGGCUUCAUUUUGGCACCGCCCGGUUACGCCUCUUCUGCGCAGUCUUCCGUGACCAGCCCGGGCUCUUGUGGGAUGGACACGACGCCUGGGCCCGGCCCGGCGGCAGCCAAGCCAAAGUCGUUUUUUCCGCCGGCGGGCCCGGCCGCUCGUGCUCCGCCUGCCCCGCUGGACGAGCUCGGUUUCCCUCCGGAAGUUACGCCGGAUGCUACGGUAGACUGUGCUGCCCUGGACUUUGGCAUUAUGCCCCCAGCUUCGCGGUUGGAUGACCCUUCUGCCCUCGCUGAUUUUUUGUCCUCCAUCUCUGCCCCAGACACCCUGGCGGCUGCCAUCAAAAGUGCUGGCUUUCAUACUUUGGGUUCCUUGGCCUUCGCCCUUUCUGACCCCUCUGAUCCUGAAGAGGUUAUGAGGUUCAUCCGGGUCAUUCUCAAGAUACCUGACGGCGAUGCGACCGCCACCUUCCGUCCGGAUGUGUCCUGCCUCCGUCGCACUGUUCUUGAGGCUUGCUCCAUCGCACCUCCCCGGGCCGCCUCGGCCGCUGCCCCGUCGCAAUUGCAGCCUGCUGCCCCACUUGCCUCGACCUCAAAUAAACUUACGGCGGCCGAUUUUCUUGCCCUUCGCAAGGACUACCUCACUAAGUAUCCGGGCGAACUGCUGACACCUGCAAACACUCCGUCCGUCGAGUUCUUGUCUUUGAUCCGUCAGCACCAUGAGUCCGGCCAGUCAGUUUGGAUUCCGUGGCGUCAGCGCACCUCUGAAGCUGAUUUCCUGCAUUGGGAAGAAUCCCGCCGCCCCAGGUCCGACCGCCAAAUGCUUCGAUCUCUUCUGGACUUACCGGAUGAAGCCACUGGCCCGACCUUUGGUUUUAGCAUCAACGGUCCCUCUGAAUCCGUUCUCCGGCGCUGUCUGGAUCUGUUCGCCACUGCGUUGGCCUUGUUGGACCUGGUUCACUUAGCUACCAUUAAACGGUUCAACGAUAAGUUCUUUACCAUGGCCACCACUCCGCCGUCGGACACUACCCUCCGUGCUCCUGUUCUGCAGGAAGUGGUCCACGCUGACCGCGCAAUUUGGAUGACAGUCUCCGCUCUGGUCCGGGACCAGUCUUGGUCCCUCACUGACAGCCUCAACGAGGUUGGGUUCUGCCGUCAUGACAUGCGGUUUCCAUGCAACGGCUACAAAAAAGAGAAGCGCGAGUGCGAGUGCGUGGCCCACCGAGCACUCUUUCAACUCCUAGGGUAA
This is a messenger RNA of Symbiodinium sp. CCMP2456, 3372 nucleotides long. NCBI's taxonomy places the organism in Eukaryota, Dinophyceae, Suessiales, Symbiodiniaceae. The record is from the annotation of a GenBank genome assembly.